Scheffersomyces stipitis CBS 6054 is the source of this 1558-nucleotide messenger RNA. It is a transcript of the gene CPGL, whose product is annotated as metallodipeptidase. Gene Ontology annotation, molecular function: metallodipeptidase activity. The record is from RefSeq and is a predicted model, not a curated record. The transcript has a single exon. Gene Ontology annotation, biological process: proteolysis. Lineage: Eukaryota; Fungi; Ascomycota; Pichiomycetes; Serinales; Debaryomycetaceae. The coding region runs from base 75 to 1520 and encodes 481 amino acids.
AUUCUCCAGAUAUACGUAUCCGUAGAGCACCCAGUAUUGUACGAUUGUAAGUCUACAAGUCUACCAAAUUCACAAUGUCCUACGAAAAGUUGCCCUUAGAGGAGUUUUACAAGACCAUCGAUGAGUUGAAGCCCAAGUUCAUCGAAAGAUUGCAGAAGGCCAUCGCCAUCCCCUCUGUCUCCUCCGACGAGACUCUCAGACCUAAGGUAGUGGAAAUGGCCCAUUUCUUGGUCGACGAAUUGACCACCUUGGGCUUUCAGGAUAUCCAGUUGAAGGACUUGGGUAUCCAGCCUCCUCCAGUAGCCGACGCCAACUUGAAGUUGCCUCCAAUUGUGUUGGCCAGAUUCGGCCAGGACCCCAAGAAGAAGAAUGUCUUGGUCUAUGGCCAUUACGACGUCCAACCAGCCUUGAAGGAAGACGGCUGGGCUACCGAGCCUUUCACCAUGUUCCACGACAAGGAAAACGACAUUCUCUUUGGUAGAGGAUCCACUGACGACAAGGGCCCCGUUAUGGGCUGGUUGAACGUUGUCGAAGCCCACAACAAGUUGGGCUGGGAGUUGCCUGUGAACUUAGUCUGCUGCUUUGAAGGUAUGGAAGAAAGCGGUUCGUUGGGUUUGGACGAGUUGGUGGCCAAGGAAGCUCAACAGUACUUCAAGGGUGUAGACCAAGUCACCAUCUCCGACAACUACUGGUUGGGUACCACCAAGCCAGUUUUGACCUACGGUUUGAGAGGAUGUAACUACUACCAGAUUAUCGUUGAAGGUCCAGGUGCAGAUUUGCACUCGGGUAUCUUUGGUGGGAUCAUUGCCGAGCCCAUGACCGACUUGGUGAAGCUCAUGUCUACUUUGGUAGACAACAAGGGUAAAAUCUUGAUCGAUGGUGUCAGCGACAUGGUGGCUCCUUUGACCGAGAAGGAAGACCAGUUAUAUGAUGCCAUCGAUUUCUCUGUAGAGGAAUUGAAUGCUGCUGCUGGUUCCAAGACUUCGUUGCACGACAACAAGAAGGACAUCUUGAAGCACAGAUGGAGAUUCCCAUCGUUAUCGUUGCACGGAAUCGAAGGUGCCUUCUCCGGUGCCGGUGCCAAGACUGUUAUCCCAGCAAAGGUCGUUGGUAAGUUCUCCAUCAGAACUGUGCCCAACAUCGUUUCCAACACUUUGGACAAGUUGGUCAUUGACCAUGUGACCAAGGAGUUCGCAAAACUCGAUUCUGUUAACAAGUUCAAGGUCGAGUUGAUUCACGACGGUGCCUACUGGGUUUCUGAUCCUUUCAACGAAUCGUUUACUGCUGCUUCCAAGGCUACCCAGGACGUGUGGAAUGUCGUUCCAGACUUCACCAGAGAAGGUGGCUCCAUUCCUAUCACCUUAACUUUUGAGAAGGAGUUGGGAGUCGAUGUCUUGUUAUUGCCUAUGGGUAGAGGUGACGAUGGUGCCCACUCAAUCAACGAGAAGUUGGAUGUUCCUAACUACAUCAACGGUUGCAAGACCUUGGGUGGUUACUUGCACUACUACGCCAAGGCUUAGAUAUGUAUUGACGAAUAUUUUAUACCGUAUACCAUUAC